CUGACCUCGAUCUUCAAAAUCUCAAACAUGCCACACUCCCCAAUUAUGUUUGUGGCAAAGCCACCACUAAAUACUACUUGCUCUACACCACCAUACUUAUUGUCCCUACUCGUGCGUGUUUCGACGUGCACAUCCUAGACAACAUGCCCGCGCCCUUAUAUGCCAACACUCCCUGGCUCCCCUCCGAGCUCAUGCUCGAAAUCUUCGAGAUCGCCCUCAUCGAGCCCCGGAACGCCAGCAGUCUCGCGUUCGUGUCAAAGCGCACCACGGCGCUCCUCUACAAGCUAUUGUAUCGAAAUGUGAUCCUCUCGAAUCCAGAACGCGUCGAGUCCUUCGUCGGCGUCCUAUCGGCAGGGCGUGCACGCCCGGGAUCCAUUCGCGAACAUGUCAAGCGUGUUAUCAUCACCUUCGUCGACCACCCCCCGUACCCGAUGGUUACAUGCUCCUUCAUACGUUAUAUCCUCCACGUAUGCACCGGCGCCCACACGUUCGUCGUCCCCGGCAUCAUAAGCCACUCCCUUCUCGCGCGCAGCGAUCCACCACAGAUACGCGUCGUUCCGGCCUCUACGACCCACCUCACCCUGGGCCACUUCAAAGAAAGCGAUCUCUUGGUCCGAGAGCCCCUGCCCCCCCUGCAACUCGCGCGCCCGCUGUUUAACAACCUCACGCACCUGCGGAUCGCGGACCCUUGGAUUUUGUUCACGCCACCGAGCACGGUGCUCGCGCACCUCGGGCCGCUUCCUCGCCUCACGCACUUCUAUUUCGCGAAGAUGGUCGGGAGAGGCGAGACGGACGAAGAGCAGUUCGUGAAGGACGUUGCCGAAGUCUUGCGUGCGCGCCCGGCCUUGGAAUACUUCAUCGUCGGUGCGUGCCUGCCGCUCACGGGCCACAUCAAAAAAUCUGAGCUCGAGGUGUUCGAAGAGUGUGUCCGGGUGUCAACGACGUGGGCGUUGGUGAGGGAGCUGCAGAAGACGGAGAAACGGCUCUUGAUUGUACGCGGAGCUUUCAGGGGUGGGUGGUAUAGAGAAUGGAGCAAAGGAAAACAUAUCACGAACGGGGCAGAGCCAUUUGAUUUUUGGGGAGAGACGGUCAAAGAAGGUUGGUUGCAAAGGGACAGAGAGAUGUUGCCGGAAGAGGUAAGGCCAAUCGGGAGAUGGGAUUGGCCAUGAUUGACGGGUCAAUCUGUCGCGCUCUUUGGAACUUCGGUAGUCUUCCCCUUUGUAUGGCAGUCAUGUAGUUUUUCUACUGGUUGAUCAAGUCUCUAUUAUCUCACU
This is a messenger RNA of Heterobasidion irregulare TC 32-1, 1274 nucleotides long. RefSeq lists its product as uncharacterized. The record is from RefSeq and is a predicted model, not a curated record. The coding region runs from base 144 to 1169 and encodes 341 amino acids. NCBI's taxonomy places the organism in Eukaryota, Fungi, Basidiomycota, Agaricomycetes, Russulales, Bondarzewiaceae. The transcript has a single exon.